AUGCUCGGCGGCAGUGCUAUGAAGGUGGCUAGAUCCGGCCAUGGGACCUUGAGAUGGUACGACGACGGUAGAGGUCAACGUGGUGGUUCCAGUCACAAUGGGGUGGCUGAUGUGGUGCGGCAGCUAGGGUUCAUGGCGGUGGAGUUGCCACGUCGAUUGCGGGAUCGUAGGAGGAGUAGCUUUGGGCCAUCACGGAUUGAGCCAUCGCGGCGGUUUUGCUCCUCGUACGCUUGCUUCCAACCAUGGUUGUUUGGAAGGCUUCAGUGGAUUGGAAAAUAG
Prunus armeniaca (apricot) is the source of this 279-nucleotide messenger RNA. Lineage: Eukaryota; Viridiplantae; Streptophyta; Magnoliopsida; Rosales; Rosaceae. The record is from the annotation of a GenBank genome assembly.